CUCGGAUACAACCAAUCGUGAUGUGAUCUCAAGAUUCGGUAAUGCCACCAUUGCUAUUGGACUCACAGUUCUCAUCUUGUCCUGUCUGUAACGCCAUAUCACGCCAUUCAUUCAUGUACGCCGCACGACGGCAGCCUAGUAGUGGAACGGGCCAUGACGAACCUCUAUAUUCGCGCUCCGAAUUUCUGCCUGCCUGACUACCCGAUAGCUCAAAAUAUCGCAGCUUCUACUGUGCAUUUUCAAUACAUACAGCACCUCUGCAGGGCAUACAGCUAUUUCUUCGAUUAGCUAGUGGGUCAAAUGUAAAACAAUUCUUGUCGGAAUCUUCGAUACAUCCAGCUUCCGGAGUAAAGGGUCCACGUUGCCCAAACCCCACAUUCUCAAACGUACCUCGGGCGGGUGGUGAUAGGUCUGGUCCAUCGUUGCAUAUAUUGUACUUGUUGUUGCAGCUUCACUUCUGCCAUACGAUGGAGCUUAUUGCUACAGUUCUGCAGCAAUGGAGGCCUAUCGCAUCGCUAUCCAUCCUCGGAUAUCUGGGCAUCUGUCAGGCGCUGCGCUUCCGUCGCUUGCAUGACCUUCAACGGCGCUUUCCUAUGCGCACGAAGGAGGAGCUUGCGAGUAUGACAGUGGAUCAGGCGUACGAGAUUCAGCGAAUCGUGAUGGACUGGGAAUUCCCAUAUAUGGUGGAUAAGGCGCUGAACUUUGCGCUCUUCAAGACAUAUGGCAUCCCAACUAUCAGCAGUUUGUUGCAGAAGACGACCGAGUUCUCGGCCAAGAAUACAGCUGGGAAGAGAGCCGUCGACACCACCAUCCUCAUCGGCGAGUUCCUCAACAACCCACCAUCCUCCAAACGCGCCUGCUCAGGCAUAUCCCGUAUGAACUACAUCCACAGCAAAUACCAACGCGCCGGCAAAAUCUCCAAUCCAGACAUGCUCUACACCCUCGCCCUCUUCGCCCUGGAGCCCUCCCGCUGGAUCGCCCGCCACGAAUGGCGAGCCCUCACUCCACUUGAGCUCUGCGCCUUCGGCGUCUUCUGGAAAUCCGUCGGCGACGCAAUGGGCAUCUCAUACCCACCGCUCCUCGCAUCCGAUGAGUGGCGCGAUGGCCUGCACUGGCUCGACGAGCUGGCUGCGUGGGCGGACGCGUAUGAGGCCGAGUACAUGGUGCCUGCGCAGAGCAACCGGGCGGUAGCAGACCAUACGACCAAGAUCUUGACCUACGGGAUGCCGGAGUCCGAAGGCUUCACCAAGUUUGGACGGCUGGUAACGGCGACGCUGAUGGAUGAGCGGUUGAGGAUUGCGAUGAUGUACGACAAGCCGCCGGCGUGGCUGCAGUCUGUCGUUGAUGCCACUCUAAAGAUGAGGAAGUUUGUGAUGCGGUAUGCGGCGCUGCCGAGGCGGACUGCGUUUGGGUUCCUGAGUGAGGAGCCGGAUAAGGAGACGGGGAAGCUGUAUCGGAAGGUGUAUCUUGCGGAGCCCUGGUAUGUGCCUGAACGGUACAAGUGGAGUGUUCAGGGGGCGUUGAGAUGGGUGUUUGGUCUUGCGCUGCCAGCGAAACAGUGGCAGAGUGAGGGAUAUGUAGUUGAGGAGGUAGGGCCUUUUGCGAUGAAGGGGCAGGGCUUGCAGGAGUUUGAGAAGGGCGUGGAGGACUUGAUGGGCAGUGGCAGGGGUGGAUGUCCGUUUGGGAAGAUCUGAAUCUGGGCUACGCAAGAAGAGAUGGCUGGAGAAAAAAGAGUUGGCGAGUGGAUGUACAUGUUUUGUAUCAAUUUCUUUGGUGAUUUGUAUAGUUUUACUGUAAAGAUAGUUGUUUUGCAAUAUAUUACUUGACGAU
Pseudovirgaria hyperparasitica is the source of this 1830-nucleotide messenger RNA. RefSeq lists its product as uncharacterized. NCBI's taxonomy places the organism in Eukaryota, Fungi, Ascomycota, Dothideomycetes, Acrospermales, Acrospermaceae. The coding region runs from base 468 to 1694 and encodes 408 amino acids. Gene Ontology annotation, molecular function: oxidoreductase activity. The record is from RefSeq and is a predicted model, not a curated record. The transcript is spliced from 3 exons.